Messenger RNA from Zychaea mexicana, 1311 nucleotides. Its product is annotated as glutathione S-transferase. The coding region runs from base 269 to 1015 and encodes 248 amino acids. The record is from RefSeq and is a predicted model, not a curated record. The transcript is spliced from 6 exons. Lineage: Eukaryota; Fungi; Mucoromycota; Mucoromycetes; Mucorales; Lichtheimiaceae.
CGUACAGUGACGUUGAGCAGACAUUGAGGUGGAAGAAGGGUGAUACCUAUUUUGUAAUGAUUCUAACAGUAUGGUGCACCAAGUUUCUAGCUACGGCUUUUAGCUAUCUCAUUGCUAUGUGCAUGAUCGUUUCACAAGCAAUAUGACUAGUCAUGCAGCAAGUGUCAUCAGAUUUCCGAGUGAGUCACCCGGGAAAAUGCGGAUUAUUUCAUUCAUUUGGAUCCACGUAUCUCCGGGAGCUGUGGGCAGCUAUACUAGUAUGUAACGUAUGGCUCCUUCACCACAAAUUGUCCUUUACGAUCUCAAACUUGUUGAUGCCCCGGGUUUGAUAUGGUCCCCUAACACUUGCAAGACACGCUACGCGUUAAACUAUAAGGGUAUUCCGUACAAAACGGUGUGGCUCACAUACCCAGAAGUACACUCUGAAAUCCCUAAAUUAACCAAAAAAGACGGUCGCCCGACUGUGCCUGUGAUCGUUGAUCUGCUCCACGAUAGCACGGUAGUUCAAGACUCUUGGGAAAUUGUGAAGUAUCUCGAAGAAGUAUAUCCGGACACCCCAAAACUCUUCAACACCAACAGUAUCGGCGCCCAUUUGUUUUUCCAAGACUACUGCACGCAAAAAUUAUUAUUUGCAGUAGUGUUUAGACUCGUAUUGUCAAAUAUGAUAGAUCUCGCUGGAGAACACAAAGAGUGGUUCAUAAAAACUCGAGAAGCAUUCCUCGGAAUGUCUAUCAAAGAGUUUAUAGGAGAUGAUCCAACUGUACAUGCAAAGGCGCUCACGCAAAAUUUGGAGCCUAUCGGGAAAAUUCUUAAGACAUAUCCUUAUAUAAGUGGACAACAAAUUGGAUGGUCCGAUAUUGUCUUCACAUCAAGCCUUCGUAUGCUUGUUGCCUUCCGGCCUGAUUCGUUUGGUGCUUUAGUGCUCGACGAUAAAAAAGCAGGAAAGCAGUUUCAAGAAUGGUGGAAUCGGAUGGACAAAUAUAUGCAACUUGAGCCUCCAUGUUAUUCAGUAUGAACAGCAGAGUCAAUGCAAACUGGCUGAUGUAGCAACUAAAUAUAUAAUUUUUUUUGUUGGCAAUCAAAAGGAUCACAGAUAAAAUUAUGUUUUCUAAUUUCAACGCUUUCAACGUUUCAAUGUACUAGUAUUAUCCAUUUAAAGGUUCGCUAUCUUAAAGAGGUACCGUAGUAUCAGACAUAUCAGCCAGUUCUAAACGCGAUCGGUACGUAUAUAUUAUGUGUUGACGGCCCUUCAUCAGUGCUACAUACUGAACUUAAUGCCUUGGCGGAGGCAUUAUGAUGAAUCUACCUAAA